Messenger RNA from Pelobates fuscus (common spadefoot toad), 2250 nucleotides. It is a transcript of the gene CRNKL1, whose product is annotated as crooked neck pre-mRNA splicing factor 1. Gene Ontology annotation, cellular component: precatalytic spliceosome; U2-type catalytic step 2 spliceosome; post-mRNA release spliceosomal complex. Lineage: Eukaryota; Metazoa; Chordata; Amphibia; Anura; Pelobatidae. Gene Ontology annotation, molecular function: protein binding. The transcript is spliced from 14 exons. The coding region runs from base 79 to 2142 and encodes 687 amino acids. Gene Ontology annotation, biological process: spliceosomal complex assembly; mRNA splicing, via spliceosome. The record is from RefSeq and is a predicted model, not a curated record.
UAGCGCUGGGCGGGGUUUACGUGACGUUUUACCGUGUUGACCGAUUCGGGCCGCCGUACAGGAGAGUAAGGACUAAACAUGGCGUCCACGGCAGCGGGCAAGCAGCGGAUCCCCAAAGUGGCCAAGGUGAAAAAUAAAGCCCCUGCAGAGGUUCAGAUAACAGCUGAGCAGCUUUUGAGAGAAGCCAAGGAGCGAGAACUUGAGCUUCUACCACCUCCUCCUAAACAGAAGAUCACAGAUGAGGAAGAACUUAAUGAUUACAAAUUGAGGAAAAGAAAGACUUUCGAGGACAAUAUAAGAAAAAACAGAACUGUUAUUAGCAACUGGAUAAAGUAUGCACAAUGGGAAGAAAGUCUAAAGGAAGUUCAAAGGGCCCGAUCUAUUUACGAGCGUGCACUAGAUGUGGACUACAGAAAUGUGACACUAUGGCUGAAGUACGCAGAGAUGGAGAUGAAGAACCGCCAGGUUAACCAUGCACGUAACAUUUGGGAUCGUGCUAUCACAACCCUUCCAAGGGUCAAUCAGUUCUGGUACAAAUACACCUACAUGGAGGAGUUGCUGGGGAACUUGGCAGGCACAAGGCAGGUGUUCGAACGCUGGAUGGAAUGGCAGCCGGAAGAGCAAGCCUGGCAUUCAUUCAUCAACUUCGAACUCCGUUACAAAGAGGUGGACAGAGCACGGUCUAUUUACGAAAGAUUUGUUUUCGUCCAUCCCGAUGUUAAGAACUGGAUUAAGUAUGCUCGCUUUGAAGAGAAGCAUGGUUACAUUGCCCACGCACGCAAAGUCUAUGAGAGAGCUGUAGAGUUCUAUGGAGAAGAUCAUAUGGAUGAAAAUCUCUAUGUUGCAUUUGCCAAAUUUGAAGAGAAUCAAAAAGAGUCUGAACGAGUACGUGUCAUCUACAAGUACGCUUUGGACAGGAUAUCGAAGCAGCAAGCCCAGGAAUUAUUUAAAAACUACACCAUUUUUGAGAAGAAGUAUGGUGACCGGAGAGGCAUUGAAGAUAUUAUUGUAAACAAGAGGAGAUUCCAGUAUGAAGAAGAAGUGAAGGCCAAUCCCCACAACUACGAUGCCUGGUUUGAUUACUUGCGGUUGGUGGAAAGUGAUGCAGAUCCAGAUACAGUCCGGGAAGUCUAUGAACGUGCGAUUGCGAAUGUCCCUCCUACUAAAGAGAAGAGACACUGGAAAAGAUAUAUUUAUCUGUGGAUCAACUACGGCUUGUAUGAAGAGCUAGAGACAAAGGAUCCAGAGAGAACCAGACAAGUGUACCAAGCCUGCCUAGAUUUAAUACCUCAUAAAAAGUUUACAUUUGCGAAAAUCUGGCUGAUGUAUUCGCAGUUUGAAAUCCGGCAAAAAAAUCUCCAUUUGGCCCGGAGUGCUCUGGGCACAUCUAUUGGUAAAUGUCCAAAGAUCAAGCUGUUUAAGGGUUACAUAGAAUUGGAGCUGCAACUGCGAGAAUUUGAUCGUUGCCGAAAACUUUAUGAAAAAUUCCUGGAAUUUGCACCAGAGAACUGCACAACGUGGAUUAAGUUUGCGGAGUUGGAGACUAUAUUGGGGGAUGUUGAGCGGGCUCGUGCAGUGUACGAACUGGCUAUUGGACAGCCACGACUAGACAUGCCGGAAGUUCUUUGGAAAUCCUAUAUUGACUUUGAAAUUGAACAAGAAGAAUAUGAUAAAACUAGAACUCUUUACAGGAGGCUCCUACAGAGAACACAGCAUGUUAAGGUCUGGAUCAGUUUUGCACAGUUUGAGUUGACUACUGGCAGUGAUGAUGUGAUAGAAAACUGUAGACUGAUAUAUGAAGAAGCAAAUAAGUCUCUUCGGAACUGUGAGGAGAAGGAGGAAAGGCUGAUGUUGCUUGAGUCAUGGAGGCAUUAUGAAGAAGAUUGUGGGACCGAUGCCACCAGAGACAGGGUAGCUAAACUUAUGCCAGAGAAAGUCAAGAAAAGAAGAAAGCUUCAAGCAGAGGAUGGGUCCGAUGCUGGUUGGGAGGAAUACUAUGAUUACAUCUUUCCUGAGGAUGCUGCCAAUCAGCCAAAUCUUAAACUGCUUGCUAUGGCCAAACUCUGGAAGAAACAUCAAAAAACUGAGAACAGCUCGGAGGAGCAGGAUUCUGACAAAGAUAUUGAUGAGGGUUCUUCCUGACAUGGAUUGUUUUCUUAUCUGUAAUGUUUUUACUUGUAUAUAAUGCCAUUUUUGUUAUUCUACGAUGCAACAACCCAACUUUUUUGAAAAUAAAGCUUGUUACGAUAA